Messenger RNA from Pangasianodon hypophthalmus (striped catfish), 1026 nucleotides. It is a transcript of the gene paxx, whose product is annotated as PAXX non-homologous end joining factor. Gene Ontology annotation, biological process: double-strand break repair via nonhomologous end joining. The coding region runs from base 239 to 838 and encodes 199 amino acids. The record is from RefSeq and is a predicted model, not a curated record. Gene Ontology annotation, cellular component: site of double-strand break; nonhomologous end joining complex; nucleus. NCBI's taxonomy places the organism in Eukaryota, Metazoa, Chordata, Actinopteri, Siluriformes, Pangasiidae. Gene Ontology annotation, molecular function: molecular adaptor activity. The transcript has 9 exons.
AGUUAAGCUAGGAUUAAAAAAAAACAAAAACUAAUGGACAGAAGAGAAGGAUAUCAGCGUGCAAAUGCUCGUUUCAGUUUCAGAUGUUGAUAUUAAAUUGCAGUUUAAACUAAUUUACUAUGUAAUGUAACGACUCGCAUUUUAUUACCAAUGCUAAACAACAGGCAUUGUUUACAACUGCAAUGAAAGAACUUUUACUUCCGAAAAUAGUUACCGGCAAAAGUUCUGUGGCUUUGGCAUGGAUCAGGUCGUUUCUCAGUCCAAAAGUGUCCUUUGCACCUUGACAGAUAAGAAGGAUCAGUCCAAAUAUGUCUGUUUUACACAAAAGAAGCCUGCAGGGAUAAUUAUUGGACUGAGCAAUGGUGAAGCUGUUUGGAAAGCAGAUCUGUCAGAGGAAGCCCUCUCACAGCUUAAGAACAAAUUAUCAUUGAAAUCAACAGAAGACUAUGCCCUGAAACUAAAGAGUGCAUGCAGGAGCGGCAGUGCGUUUGUCUCCCUGCAGGAGGAUAACGCUGUGCUUCACUUCAGCUCUGAGCCUGCAGACCAGAAUGUGUCUUUCUCCAAGCUCACAGAUCAGGAGGGAAGGACAGAGCUCAAAGAUCUGCUCUUUAAGAUGGCGGACAGUCUAAUGCAGCAGGACACUACAGGAGCCACGUCUUCAUCAAGCCCUCUUAAGACCCCACAGAAGAAGAGCAUGGGAUUUGAACCCAGGAGACAGCCCACUGGCCCAACGAUAGCAGUAAAGAAACGCCUUCCAGGGGAUUCACUCAUCAACCCAGGAACAAAACGGAAGCGCUCUGCUAUAGGAGUGGCCUUUGACGAUGGAGAUGACACAUGAAUCUCCUGAUCCUGACCCUAUGACGUGACUGCGCAUGAUCCUGUUUUAACCCUCCAACACAAUCAGUGCAAUUACUACAAGUCUGACUUUAUCAACUGAAAUAAUUAUUAAGAAUGAUUUUUAAACUUGCAUGAUUUUAAACCUUUUAAACCUAGUCUGAAAUAAACAAAUGUGCUAUUUUUUUAAAA